Messenger RNA from Vigna umbellata (rice bean), 2026 nucleotides. Lineage: Eukaryota; Viridiplantae; Streptophyta; Magnoliopsida; Fabales; Fabaceae. The record is from RefSeq and is a predicted model, not a curated record.
AAAAGACGAAUGCGCGUGACGAAGAUAAAAACGGCACCGUUGUGAUAUCUCAUAGACAUUGAACUCUGAGAAAAAUAAUAGUCAUUUAAUUUCGAUUUCAGAUAAUAGGUAUUUCCAUAUUCACCCCCGCUGAAUCGUCGAUUUCUGGAAUCCCUUGUUCUUCUGCACUGUCUCAGAUAGAUUCAGAUUCAGAUGUCCUAAAGCGCCUCACAUGGCCACGACAAGGUCACCUAACCAUUUUUCCGAGGAAGGCGCCGAUCCCACGCCGUUCCUCGGCGCCUCUUCCGAUGACUCUAACUCCGGCCGCCGUCUCCUCCGCCGCCCCAGCCUACGCGAGGCGGCGCGCUUCCUUCGGCAGGCGAGCGGACGCCGACUGAUGCGCGAGCCGUCGAUGGUGGUGCGGGAGGCGGCGGCGGAGCAAUUGGAAGAAAGACAGAGCGAUUGGGCCUAUUCGAAGCCCGUCGUAGUCUUGGAUAUUCUUUGGAACUUCGCGUUCGUCGCCGCGGCCGCCACCGUCUUGAUUCUUAGUCGCAACGAGAAUCCGAAUAUGCCCCUGCGGUGUUGGAUUGUAGGCUACGCUAUGCAGUGCGUUCUUCACGUCGGGUGCGUGUGCGUUGAGUACCGGAGGCGCCAGCGACGCCGUGAACAGUCCAGCGCCGCCGUUGCUGUUGGCGGCAGCGGGGAUUUGAGUUCGGCUUCGAUGGAAGGCUCUGGACACUACGUGUCGUUGCCGCAGCUCGAGGACGAUACUAUAAGUAUGGCCAAGCAUUUGGAGUCAGCCAACACAAUGUUUUCAUUCAUUUGGUGGGUUGUUGGAUUCUAUUGGAUAUCAGCUGACAGUGAAGCUCUGGUCCAACAUUCUCCUCUGCUUUACUGGUUAUGUAUAGCCUUCCUGGGUUUUGAUGUUUUCUUUGUCGUUUUCUGCAUUGCACUAGCAUGCAUCAUUGGUAUAGCUGUUUGCUGUUGUCUUCCAUGUAUCAUUGCACUCCUGUAUGCAGUUGCAGACCAGCAGGAAGGGGCAUCAAAAGAGGAUAUUGAGCAAUUGUCAAAGUUCAAGUUCCAGAGAACCGAAAUUAAUGAGAAACUUGCUGGGAAUACACAAGGAACUGCUGGAGGAAUAAUGACUGAAUGCGAUACUGAUUCUCCCAUUGAACAUGUUCUUUCUGACGAGGAUGCGGAAUGUUGCAUCUGUCUUUCUGCUUAUGAUGAUGGCGUUGAACUUAGGCAACUUCCUUGUGGCCACCAUUUUCACUGUUCCUGUGUGGACAAAUGGCUGCAUAUCAAUGCUACUUGCCCCCUGUGCAAGUACAAUAUCUUGAAAAGUACCGGUCACGGUCAAGACGAAGUUUAGUCAGAAAAGUUCUAGCAGCCUGCUGGGGAAAUUGCAUAUCUUUUGGUUUACAGUAUAUUAGGCACAACUUGUUCAUAUAAUCCAAUACAGGCCUUUAUUGUAGUUGCUGCUGCUGCAUACUCUCGUAGUGAUAGUUGUUUCGAUUAUUCUUCGUUUUGAGUGGCUUCUUUCUGGUUAUGUACAUCUGCUCAUUGUAUACAGUAAAUAAUCAUCUCGAGGCAGUUUGGUUGUCAUUUUUUGAAUAUUUUUUAUCAUCACCGUUCUUUGAGAGUAUACUGUCUUUUAUAAACAUAAGUAUGUCUAAGUGUACCAUUUGAUAACGGUAGGUUCAACCUACCACCUUCUUAGUCACUGAUUUUCUGAAUUCAAAUUGAGACUGUUGCAAGUGUUAGAUUAUUUACCACUAUCUCGAUUGGUUGCUGGUUCUAUUGCUGAAGAGCAAGACCAAAUAAUGUGUGACUACAAAGCUGAAUCUGAGGAAGAACUUUUGGUCUUUGAAAAUUUGCAGCUCCUGUUUUUGCUGAAUCACUUGACAGUUCAGAAGUUCGAAUUAUGGUUUUGCGUUCAUCUGAUAUUGGUGGCUUGGUUGUAGUUUUACACAUUCCAAAUAUGGUUCAUAAUGUUUCUUACACAAACAUUCUGGGAGAAAUUCGAAGGGUUUAGGUUUUGACAUCA